Molecule: messenger RNA, 7020 nt
Organism: Oncorhynchus kisutch (coho salmon)
Lineage: Eukaryota; Metazoa; Chordata; Actinopteri; Salmoniformes; Salmonidae
Gene: mmp16a
Product: matrix metallopeptidase 16a (membrane-inserted)
Exons: 11
Coding region: 597-2438 (613 amino acids)
Biological process (GO): extracellular matrix organization; skeletal system development; collagen catabolic process
Cellular component (GO): plasma membrane; extracellular matrix
Molecular function (GO): metalloendopeptidase activity; zinc ion binding
Source: RefSeq, a predicted model, not a curated record
AUGGGCAUACUCUGUCAUACUUGGUUUGGAUAAGGUAGCACGUUUGUGUUUGGCCCCAGGAAUAACAACCUCGGGCUCCUUUAUCGCCUCCCUUUUCCACCACUGUCCAUAAGGUACGAUAUAGCGAUGAUAUAGUUUGGUAUAUGAUCCAAGAUUCCGUGACGCUCUGAGCCGCGCAGGCUCCAAAAUGGGAGUGUUAUAAUAUGCGGCUCUGAUGGGGGUUCGGAGAGAGAGCGCAGGCGCAGUCAUCCGAGUUAUGGUUGAAAACUAGCAGCUAUGCCGCGCAGUGUAGGACCCCAGCUAAAUGUGUCUGACAACAGCGUUAGAGGUGGAUCCACUGAGGAGAACUGAGCAGUGGACAAAUAAAACGGAACAUCUGAAAAACAAUUGCGAAUUAUUGUCUUCUCCGGAUAACUUCCUCUUCAACCCUCGACGAGCCGAGGCGACGAUCAUUCUUUCCCCGGGCAUGCGAGAGAGAUACCAUCACCGCCAAUGUUCCUCCUAGCCUCCGCCUGAGACGCCAGGGAUUUACUCCUUGUCCGUUUGUUUUGAUUGACUAUUAAUAAAACAAGCAGAAACAAUUAAGGGGCUUCAUUAUGAUUUUGUUAGCAUUUCACACUAGAAGACGUUUGAAUAGCUUUUAUCUAGGGACGUUGUGCUUGCAAUUCUUGCUGUGGAUUUUAUGUGCCGUGAAUGGAGAGGAACAACCGUUCAGCGUAGAGACAUGGCUCCAGACGUACGGCUACCUUCCCCCUACAGACCCCAGGAUGUCGGUCCUGCGGACGGCCCAGACCAUGCAGUCUGCUAUCGCUGCCAUGCAGCGUCUCUAUGGCCUCAACGUCACAGGAUCGCUGGACAGGAACACGAUAGACGAUUACACAGUAAGCUGGAUGAAGAAGCCCCGAUGUGGUGUACCAGACCAGCUAGGAGGGGCGUCCAAAUUCAGUGUCCGGAAAAAGCGGUACGCCCUCACGGGGCAGAAGUGGCAGCAUAAGCAUAUCACAUACAGCAUAAAGAACGUCACACCCAAGGUGGGCGCAGAGGAAACCCAUGAUGCCAUUCGGCGGGCGUUCGAUGUGUGGCAGAACGUGACUCCGCUCCGCUUCGAAGCCGUCCCCUACAGCGACCUGGAGCGUACCAAGAAGGACGUGGACAUCACCAUCAUCUUUGCCUCGGGUUUCCACGGCGACAGUUCGCCCUUUGACGGAGAGGGAGGCUUCCUGGCCCACGCCUACUUCCCGGGCCCCGGAAUCGGAGGGGACACCCACUUUGACUCAGACGAACCCUGGACCCUGGGCAACCCAAACCACGAUGGUAAGAUGGGUAAUGAUCUGUUCCUAGUGGCAGUCCAUGAGCUGGGCCAUGCCCUUGGUUUGGAACACUCCAACGAUCCCACAGCCAUCAUGGCCCCCUUCUACCAGUACAUGGACACAGAGAACUUCAAGCUGCCCCACGACGACCUCCAGGGCAUCCAGAAGAUCUACGGUCCACCAGAUAAGGUACCCCAGCCGACCAAGCCUUUACCAACAGCCCCCCCACACCGCUCGCAACCCCCCUCGGACCCUCGCAAGCCUGACAGGCAGACGCGACCACCCAGGAUACCUACGGGGGACAAGCCCAGCCAGCCCAACGCCAAGCCUAACAUCUGUGAUGGGGGCUUCAACACCCUGGCCAUUCUGAGACGAGAGAUGUUCGUGUUCAAGGAUCACUGGUUUUGGAGGGUACGGGACAACGCAGUGAUGACGGGGUACCCCAUGCUCAUCAAUGUCUUCUGGAGAGGACUGCCCCCCAAGAUAGACGCUGUCUACGAGAACAGCGAGGGGAAAUUUGUCUUCUUCAAAGGGAAGCAGUUCUGGGUGUUCAAGGACACCAUGCUCCAGCCCGGCUACCCCCAGGACAUCUCUAUGUUCGGCCACGGCAUGCCAACCCAGAGCAUCGAGACCGCCGUCUGGUGGGAGGACGUAGCCAAGACAUACUUCUUCAAAGGGGACAGGUACUGGCGCUACAAUGAGGACAUGAGGACAAUGGACCCAGGCUACCCUAAAUCCAUCACUGUCUGGAAGGGCGUCCCAGACUCUCCACAAGGAGCCUUCGUAGACAAAGCCAAUGGUUUCACCUACUUCUACAAAGGGAAGGAGUACUGGAAGUUCAACAAUCAGAGGUUGCGAGUCGAACCCGGUUACCCCCGCUCCAUCCUGAAGGACUUCAUGGGCUGCGACUUGACCCCCAUCGACCCCGAGUGGCCGCCCACGGAGGACGUCGACAUUGUCAUUGAGCUGGAAAACGAGGCCAACACAGUGAAGGCCAUUGCCAUCGUGAUCCCCUGUGUCCUGGCGCUCUGUCUUCUUGUCCUGGUCUACACCGUCUUCCAGUUUAAGAGGAAGGGAACGUCCAGACACAUACUGUACUGCAAACGCUCCAUGCAGGAGUGGGUGUGAUGACUCUGGGUGACACACAGGGGUCCGCUAGUUGGACCAAUAUGACUUUAUUAUACCCUCUAGUAUAAUGGAAUCAAUGGUCCGGAAAUGACAUCCAGACAGGUGGUGGCGGUUGCAGUACGUCGGUGACUCCACUAUGAUCUGAUCUCAUUUUAGGCCUACUCCCAAGACUCCCCCGUCUUUUCAAAUGGGGGCGGGAGAGGGUGGGGCCUUUGCCUAGAUACCCCUCCACCCUGAGAUUGAACAGAGGGUACUGUUAUUUUGUAUCCCUUCAACCCCCAUUCCUAGCCCUGCCCUUUUAGGACGGCGCCUGGUGCAACCGCUCUUAAACGGGGAAGAACUUUCAUGUGGCGUUCAACUCUUCCCAUGGUGCACUGCGUCAGUCAUCUUCCUGUUGUCAUAUCAGGCUGUCGCCCAAUCAGAGGAAAACAGCCGGUUCUUAUCUACAGAAUCUUAGGUCUUAACCCCUACUGCACGCGCUCAGAAAGACAAAAGACCCCCAAUAACAAAUCUUGCUGAAGUUAACCACCGAGUUACCAACUCCUGUCUCUUUUUAUUGUUUUUUUCCUUCAAAAUAUAAUUUAUUUUUCAAAAAUGAACGUUUUUCCAGUCCCCUUUAAAACAGUCCUGAAGAAAAAUACAACCCAAACCAAAUAAAUACUUUUUUCUCUUUAAAGAGGAGGCUUUUUUUUUUCUUAAUCAUUUUUGCUAUCACUUUCUUUUUCGUUUCUUUUUUCUAUCCCUGCUCUUCUUGAUCGUUUAUGCAGUGGAAACCUUGACUGUUGUGGCAGUCUGUCUCAAAAACAGGGGCCAAAAUAUUUUGCAAUAUUUUUAAUCGCCUUAAUUAAAGAUCAAUUGUGUUCUUCUUGUGUUUCAUUUUCUUGUUUUUUGCUAUUUUGUAUACUGCUUUGUUUGUUUAUUUGUUUACUUGUUUAUUGAAAGAGCUGUUGGGGCCAUAUUGGUUGCUAUCCAAGAUAAAUAGUCAUGGGUUCAACAAGCUGCGUGCCAAAUGAUACCCUAUUCCCUAGAUACUAUUAGUAUAUAAUAUCUAGGGAGUAGGGUGCCAUUGGGGGCACAGGCCAUGUUCUAUUACCCAGAGGCCUCAGCGCUGGUUUGCCAGACCACCAGAACAGGAGAAAGAUUCUGCCUGUAUAUAGAGUUUAAGAUAUUAGUCAAAAUAGGGAGGAUGACGGUUCUUGAAAAAAAGUCACUAAAGUUGAGUGUUAUGGUAUUGUUAUGGUAUCUGACUUGAUAUAUAUAUCAGUUUGAUAGGAACGACUGAUAAGUUAAAGAGAUUAAAAUGCUGUUACACUAUAGAUUUGCUUAUUGUUUGGUCCUGUCAACCGACACUUACCCCUCUGAAAUGGUAGUUCUGUAUUGGUUAAGUUUGCAUCCCAAAAUAAUUGUAUGGUCUUUGUAAACGUACGGACAGACCGUAUUUAAUCUUCUUGACUGCCUUGUUGAGAGAGUUCUACUUAAGUCACAGACGCCUACUACCCAUGAUGCACUUGUCUCUCGACCGAGGACCAUUAGGAGUGACAGUGACGUCAGUCAAGACAAUGCAGUGUCUUCUCCCGUGUCCAAGUGCAUGCAAGCAUCUACAUCCACGUUUGGACUGCUCAGAAAACCUCUAGGAAAAUAAAACAGAAGAAGUGGAAACAAACCAUAUGGACAAACCGGAUUCACAGAUACAGCAGUUUGUUCCUCCAGUGCUUGAAAACAGGUUGCAGUUACAGUUCGGUGGAACAUUCCUGCAGGUUCCUUGUAUGCGAAUAGAUCACACCAUGUGGCAUGCAGCUUGACCAGUGGUUCUGCCCAAAGCUUACGGAAGGACUCGAUGACGAUGCUCAAACUCUUGAAUAUACCUUGUCUGCAUCUAUUUGUUUAUGUUUCAUGGCUGCGGGUUCCCUUUCUGGUACUAAUAAAACAAAAGAGUCAUUGGAACCUCACGAUUCAAAUGGAAAAUAUCUCACCGGAGCUAUAGGAAGCAGGCAUUUAGGUCAUUUCUUGGUAAUUGGCGAGUUAGGUUAGGUUGGCCAGAGGAAACUUGAUUUGAUUUGGUCACCGAAUUCUAAAAAAGUAACUAGUGUCGUUGCUUCAUGGUGAGCAGUGUUUGAAUGUGUGUCUGUUUCAUGAUAAUGGUUUCUACUUUCUUUCUUUUUGCAAAAACAAAUGCGACAUCCUUCUUCCUUCUUCGUGUAAGAUUGGGACAAUGGAAAAUGUCCUGACAGAAUUAAUAAAUUGAUCAGUAUAUGAUUAAAAAAUGAUGCCUUGAAACUCAUUGUUUAUAUUUAUAUAUACAUGAUAUACCCAAUGAGGUUGUGGCGUAAGGGUGUGUUAUGUGAAUAGUUUUGCUAUGGGGGUUUGAGGUGGGAUUUGACAUCUUUUAGCUACAUGUGUAAGCUCUCCCCUUGCCCCUUGCCCCUUGCUGUGUUCUUAAUGGUAAAUCCUCACCAAAUCCAAACCUCUUCUGCUCACAAUCCAUUUCUCUCAGAAGAGAUUAACUCACACAUGUCUGAUGUGUAGAAAACAACUCAAUUGGUUUGAGAUGUCAAGACACAGUACAGUGCUCUCAAUAGACAUGUACUUAAACCUUAUUUACCAGACACUCAGCAAGUAUACGGCAGCCAGGACAAAUACAACAAACUCUAAAUAUAUUCUCCAAACUCUAGGGGGAUUUCCUUAGUCUAAUCCGACCACAAAAGGAAAAAUGACAACAUUUAUAUUUCAGACUUAAACCAUGUUGAUGUUUAUGUGGGAAAUACCAAGACUGAAAGCUCAACAUCCUUCUAACUGGUAUUAUGUGUCACAUUAAGUCGCGUGAUAAAAAUCAGACCUUUUAAAGAUAUGCAGGCAUUUAAAGGACCACUCUGUGAUUCUUACAGCUGUUUUGGAUCAUUUAAAAGCAUGCUGGAUAGCAGGCUACAGGGGCAGACGCCAGACAGUAGUGUUUAUUCUACUGCCACUGUACUCCAGUCCAGACGGUAACUAACUGCCAUCAACAAAGAGGUCGACCCAGUUCACUUACUUGGGCUUUGGUUGUGGUCAUGAACACACAUACGAGGAGUAAGACGAUAGCCCUACUGUGGCUAGAGAGUUCACUGUUCCCCCGUCACAAUACAACUCAGCUGCAAAAUGGCGUCUGUGCUGUGAGUCUGACUUAGACAAUGGCAUAAUGGUUACAGUUAUGUUUAGGGCACAAUCCAGCCAUGGCUUUCUUUCUAGGGCUUUUUGUCUUCUGUUUGCACUUUUUACCACUUACCAAGUGAUGCAAAUACACUCCUGUUUCUUUUCAAAUGCCUGUGUGUGUGUGUGUGUGUGUGUGUGUGCGGGCGUGUUUGCCACAUGCGUGUCUGCCUUUUACAUCUCUAGCAUUACUUACCACUGGCUGUGUGCUUAUUCACAAAUGUAAGUCCGGGUCUCUUGUCUACGUCUACAUGUCAGUCAGUGUGUGUGUGUGUAUCUACGUCUGUAUCUGGUUCUGUAGCUCGAGACUGGAGCCUGCACUAUCCCUUGGAGACGUGUUGCUCUGGGAGGCAGGCUGAAACAUUGGUGCUAACCGAACCUACAGAACACUAGCCAGGGCUGGAGCUAUGGCCAUGCAGGGCUAGUUUUAUGGUUUUUCUUUCUGGUUUUUGGAUGUUUUUUCCCCCCUAUUCUGUCAUUGACUUAAACUUGAGUGAUUACAACGUGAACAAGAGUAAUACAUUUUCAUUUAACACGAGUCGUUACGGUGCAGUGUUUAAUGGCUGUAGGUAAAUGGAAAGCAUAUAUCAUCCUGGUGGUUGUUAAUGUAAUGUAUCCCAGCAGCCACUCUGCUGAGAGACUAGGGUCGCUACUAAAAGGUCACAGGGUCAAGUAGUCACCCAGACCCAGUGGUGUAUAGCCUGCGUCCCAAAUGGUACCUUAUUCCCUUUAUAGUGCUCUGUGGGCUCUGGUCAAAAGUAGGACACUAUAAAGGGAAUAGGGUGCCAUUUGGUACGCUCCCAUAGCUUACAAGGUCUGAUGGUAUGGAGGAAAGAAAGGAGGGAUCAAGAAAUUGAAAAGGGGAAGGUUAUUUAUGUUUCACUGUAAUACACCAGCGAUUGGAAGUGGGUUGGAAAUACAGGUUGAACCUCUGUUUUCUGGAAUAGCGAAGAAAUAUAAAUAAUUGUUCAACCAUCUUCUUACCUCUUCUCACCAUUGUCCACAUCUGUUAUCAACUUGUGUAUCAGACAGAGAGUGGAGGGGUUAACAGUGAUAACCACAGGACUUGUGUGUGUGUGUGUGUACUGAGUCAGAUGUAUGCUGUUCCAUUGUAUAUGUGUGUGUACAGUAUGUGUAUAUCAAGGGGACUGACCCCCCCCCCCCCCCCCCCCUUAUGCAAACACUAUGCUAUGUCUUCAUUUUCCUGUAUUCAUGUCAUUACAUUUGGGGAGGGGUCUUAUUAAGAUAAAUAAGAAACAUAAUGAACUACACAUUAACCAUCUUUUGUAUACUAUUUUCCAUCUUACAUACAUGCUGAGCAUCAUUCUCUACAUUGUGUUGUAUCAAUGGAGCCUGGAUCCAUCUUGUUGAUCAAUAAAGACAUUUUAAAGAUGUC